UGAAGCAUGCCGCUGCAUAAAGGAUUGUGUAACAGGGCUCUGAUAAUGUCUGUGGGACGCUUUGAAUAUGGGGUGAACCUGAACCGGAGGCCUGGAGUGAGGAAAGAUCAGAAAAAACUCCACCGAGCUCUCAGCAAACUGGGCUUCAAAGUGGACAUCCACACAGACCUGAACUCUGAGGAGAUCUACCAACUCUUCAUGAAAGAGAGCAAGCGGCCUGUGAAAGACUGUUUUAUAGCUGUGCUGUCAUCUCACGGCGAGGACGGCUGUGUCUUUGGAGCAGAUGGAAAACCUGUCAGACUGUCUCAGAUCUUCACAUACUUUGACAACGAGUGCAUGGAGAACACAGCCAAGCUAUUCUUUAUACAGGCUUGUCGUGGAGGUGGUCUUGAUGAUGGUGUUGAAGUUGACUCAGUAGAUGGUGCAGAAGAAAACUUUUCACUUGACCUAUUGGUGCCCAUAGACACAGCUGUCAUGUACGCCACUGCGCCAGGUUACGCUGCUUUCACGCACCCAUGUGGAUCAGUAUUUCUCCAAACAUUUUGCAAACUGCUGGAAGAAGAUGGCAACCGAAAUAUGGAGCUGACCCGCCUGAUGACCCGCUUGUGCCAUAGAGUUGCCUACACCUUUCAGGCCAAAGGUCGUGACUUCAGUGGGAAGAGACAAAUGCCCUGUCUACUGUCUCGCAUGACCAGAGAGGUUUACCCCUUUGCAGAAGCUGGGAAAGACACUGGUGUUUUGGGACUGUCAGCAAGUGCAAUGAUUAGCACUGAAAAUGUCAGUGACAGUAUGCCAUCAAUCAGUUAGACAAAUACUUAAAAUGAACUGUUAUAUGAUACUUGUGCUUACAUAUUUAAGUUAUUUGUACAUACUAUAUAUGUUUAUAUGUGCUAUGUUGACUACCUGCAAACGUGUAUCAAUACUUUUAGGCCCUGUGACUGCAUAAUAAAGCAGCCCUUUAAUGAAAAGAGACUCACGAUAGACUGAUGGGACGUUAUACAAUUUAUGACAAAUAUUUAGAAGAAUCAUAACUUAAUAGUCAGAUCCUGUAUUGCUCUAAAAUUCACGUUCAGAAGCAUCUACUUUGUAUUUCCUGAUAUUUACACAAUCAUUAUUGGAGUCUUUUGGGUUCUUGUGUGUUUUAUGGUGUUUGUUAAAGGUGCACUAUUUAACUUUUGAUAAAAGGCCUGUC
Periophthalmus magnuspinnatus is the source of this 1192-nucleotide messenger RNA. Its product is annotated as caspase-7-like. Gene Ontology annotation, molecular function: cysteine-type endopeptidase activity. Gene Ontology annotation, biological process: proteolysis. The coding region runs from base 7 to 807 and encodes 266 amino acids. Lineage: Eukaryota; Metazoa; Chordata; Actinopteri; Gobiiformes; Gobiidae. The record is from RefSeq and is a predicted model, not a curated record. The transcript is spliced from 4 exons.